This is a messenger RNA of Suricata suricatta (meerkat), 2927 nucleotides long. RefSeq names its product suppression of tumorigenicity 7 (gene ST7). The transcript is spliced from 16 exons. The record is from RefSeq and is a predicted model, not a curated record. The coding region runs from base 369 to 1997 and encodes 542 amino acids. NCBI's taxonomy places the organism in Eukaryota, Metazoa, Chordata, Mammalia, Carnivora, Herpestidae.
CUGGGGAUUGCAGUAGCCGCUGUUGCUGCUGCUCCCAGUCCUGCCCCUGCUGCUACCUAGUCCUGCCUCACUGCAUCCCAGAAGAGCCACGUUGGCUUGCCUUUCCCUAUUGGAUUUUCACAAGCAGCUCUUUGGGUUUUUGUGCUGUAGGAGACCUUGCUUUUCAAUCACACGGGAGAACACUGAAGCUUGUAAGAGGAGAAUCUGGCAGCUGGACACAGCUUGGACUGCAUUGUGUGUCUUCAUGACCCCUGCUGUGUAGCGGCUCAUCUUUUCACUCUCCCGCGUACACCCUCCUCGAUUUUAUUUCCUUCCUUUUUUUUUUUUUCUUUCUUCUAAUUUUUUUAAAGCAGCUUCUGGAGCCAGCCAUGUUUGGCACUGAAUCUUCAUUGAGCAUGUUUUUGAACACAUUAACACCGAAGUUCUACGUGGCCCUGACAGGCACUUCCUCACUAAUAUCAGGGCUCAUUUUGAUAUUUGAAUGGUGGUAUUUUCGCAAGUAUGGAACAUCAUUCAUUGAACAAGUGUCAGUAAGCCACUUGCGCCCCCUCCUGGGAGGGGUUGACAACAACUCCUCCAACAAUUCCAACUCCAGUAAUGGGGACUCAGAUUCCAACAGGCAAAGUGUCUCAGAAUGCAAAGUAUGGCGAAAUCCACUAAAUUUAUUUAGGGGCGCUGAAUAUAAUCGGUACACUUGGGUAACAGGGAGAGAGCCUCUGACUUACUAUGACAUGAAUCUCUCUGCCCAGGACCACCAGACAUUCUUUACUUGUGACUCAGACCACCUGCGUCCUGCAGAUGCAAUAAUGCAGAAAGCCUGGAGAGAAAGAAACCCCCAAGCUAGAAUUUCUGCAGCUCAUGAAGCCUUAGAGAUAAAUGAAAUUAGGUCCAGAGUUGAAGUUCCCCUAAUUGCUUCCUCUACCAUCUGGGAGAUAAAAUUGUUACCAAAGUGUGCAACUGCUUAUAUUCUCUUGGCUGAAGAGGAAGCAACAACCAUUGCCGAAGCAGAAAAGCUGUUCAAGCAAGCCCUGAAGGCUGGAGAUGGCUGUUACCGGCGUUCUCAGCAGCUGCAGCAUCACGGAUCCCAGUAUGAAGCCCAACAUAGACGAGAUACCAAUGUCUUGGUCUACAUCAAAAGAAGGCUAGCCAUGUGUGCCAGAAGACUCGGGAGGACCAGGGAAGCAGUGAAAAUGAUGAGAGAUUUGAUGAAGGAGUUCCCCUUGCUGAGCAUGUUCAACAUUCAUGAAAACCUUCUAGAAGCUCUUCUGGAACUACAAGCAUAUGCUGAUGUUCAGGCAGUCUUAGCAAAGUAUGAUGAUAUAAGCUUACCAAAGUCGGCAACAAUAUGCUAUACAGCUGCCUUGCUCAAAGCAAGAGCUGUCUCUGACAAAUUCUCUCCCGAGGCUGCAUCUCGGCGGGGGCUGAGCACAGCAGAGAUGAACGCAGUAGAGGCCAUUCAUAGAGCUGUGGAAUUCAACCCUCACGUGCCAAAAUACCUACUAGAAAUGAAAAGCUUAAUUCUACCCCCAGAACAUAUCCUGAAGCGAGGGGACAGUGAAGCAAUAGCGUAUGCGUUCUUCCAUCUGGCGCACUGGAAGCGGGUGGAAGGGGCUUUGAAUCUUUUGCAUUGCACGUGGGAAGGCACUUUUCGAAUGAUCCCUUAUCCCUUGGAAAAGGGGCAUCUGUUUUAUCCUUACCCCAUCUGUACAGAAACAGCAGAUCGAGAGCUGCUUCCGUCUUUCCAUGAAGUCUCAGUUUACCCAAAGAAGGAGCUUCCCUUCUUCAUUCUCUUCACUGCCGGAUUGUGUUCCUUCACAGCCAUGCUGGCCCUCUUGACACACCAGUUCCCAGAACUUAUGGGGGUCUUUGCAAAAGCUAUGAUUGACAUUUUCUGCUGGGCAGAGUUCAGGGACUGGAAUUGCAAGAGUAUUUUCAUGCGCGUUGAAGAUGAACUGGAAAUUCCAACGGCACCUCAGUCUCAACAUUUCCAAAACUGAACUCAUCACGCUUCUUCCCCCACCAGCAAAAGCACCCCUCCUCCUGUAUUCCCGACCUCCGCAGCAGGCGCUGCCGUCUGCCCGCUGCUCACAGAGGUGCAGCAGGCCUCCCAGGCUCCUCUCCCUCACUCUCCACAUCUACCGGCCUCAGCUCCCAGCCUGUCAGGUCUAACCUUCUACCCUACUAUGCAUUCAGUAAUGUAACUUAUCCCUUCUUACCCCCCUUCUCUCCCCGUAGCUUCUCUCUUAGUUUUGGUUUGGUUAUUUCUUGCUUGGACUCCACUGUCAGAGCCUUAACUGGUCUCCUUGCUUCCAGUCCCACCCCCUGCCAGUGUUUCUCUCCUACUGACACAAGAAUGAUCUUUCUAAACUCACAGUCUGAGCAUGUCACUUCCUUGCUUGAAUUUCUCUAAAGGUUUCCCACCAACUUCAGGAUAAAGUCGCAGAUCUUUAGCAUGGUAUGCAAGGUUCUUUAUGAUCUGGCCUUGCUUGCCUCUUCAGCCUCAUCUCUCCCAACUCUUGCAUAGACACUGCUCUUAGACGAUAGUGACUCACCACUCCCAGAUGCACAGGCUCUUCUACACCUCAGUGCCUUUGCACAUGCCAUUUGCUCUGCAUGGAGUGUCCUUCCCCAUCACCACCUUGGCUUGUCCACUCUACUAACUCCUCUUCACUCUUUUAUACUCAGCUUUCUUUCUAAGUUUCUCAAAAUCUGAGUUAGACGUCUCUCCUCCAUGAUCCCACAGUAUUCUAUGAAUACCUAUGUUACCACAUUUAUUGUACAUAAUUGUUGAAAACUUGUCCAUCUCCCUUUUAGAAUGUGAGCUCCGUGAGGGCAGGACUGUGUCUUCCUCAUCUCUGUAUCCCCAAGGCUUUGCACAGUGCCUUGCACAUAGUAGGUUUUCAAUAAAUGAUUAUUAAAUAAAUAAA